Molecule: messenger RNA, 2196 nt
Organism: Physeter macrocephalus (sperm whale)
Lineage: Eukaryota; Metazoa; Chordata; Mammalia; Artiodactyla; Physeteridae
Gene: SPI1
Product: Spi-1 proto-oncogene
Exons: 5
Coding region: 758-1573 (271 amino acids)
Biological process (GO): cell differentiation; regulation of transcription by RNA polymerase II
Cellular component (GO): nucleus
Molecular function (GO): DNA-binding transcription factor activity, RNA polymerase II-specific; sequence-specific DNA binding
Source: RefSeq, a predicted model, not a curated record
GGGAAGCUGGUGGAGGGAAGGGGAAAGCGGCGCUGUGCUGAGGACCCUGCCCGGGAGCCCAGCCCCAGGCUGGAUAGAACCCAGGGGUUGGGGUCCUACGGGCCCAGGAAGAGCCAGGCCUGGCACUCUGCUGGAUCAGAGCCCUCAGCCAGCCAGGCUGACCCCAGAAAGCAGAGACCCCAAGAGGCCACCCUUAACAGCUCUGACCCCAAGGAAGUGACUGUUGGCCACGUGGGGGUCUCAAGACAAGCAGGUAUUUGUGGGGUUAGGGGUUAGAGGUUAGAGAGCCUCUGCAGGGCCCGGGCGCAGGAAAGGCCUCUGGUGAUGGAGGCAGCCUUCCUCCCUCCCACUCUUCCUCCCCACCCUAGCCCUCAAGGCCGUCCCUCACAGUCCCAGCUUCCUCUGGGCAGGGGGCCUGGCCCCCAUGGCCUCCCAGGCCAGCCCCUGGAGCACCACCUGCCCCAGCCGGCCAGAGACUUCCUGUAGCGCAAGAGAUUUAUGCAAACGGGCUGGGGUGGUGAUGUCACCCCAAGGGGACUAUCUCCCAGCGGCAGGCCUUCGAUAAAAUCAGGAACUUGCGCUGGCCCUGCAAUGUCAAGGGAGGGGGCUCACCCAGGGCUCCUGUAGCUCAAGGGGCAGGCCUGAGCCCUGUACCCGCCCUGAGUCCGUCCAGCCCCCGACGGGGCGCCCCAUCCCCAGGGGCUCCGCACUGGCCCCCACCAAGGCAGGGGACCUGACCGGCUCGGAGCUCGGCUGGAUGUUACAGGCGUGCAAAAUGGAAGGGUUUCCCCUCGUCCCCCCUCAGCCAUCGGAAGAUCUAGUUCCCUAUGACACGGAUCUCUACCAACGCCAAACGCACGAAUAUUACCCCUAUCUCAGCAGUGAUGGAGAGAGCCACAGCGACCAUUACUGGGACUUCCACCCGCACCACAUGCACAGCGAGUUCGAGAGCUUCCCCGAGAACCACUUCACGGAGCUGCAGAGCGUGCAGGCUCCGCAGCUGCAGCAGCUCUACCGCCACAUGGAGCUGGAGCAGAUGCACGUGCUCGACGCACCCAUGGCGCCCACCCACGCCAGCCUUGGCCACCAGGUCUCCUACCUGCCCCGGAUGUGCCUCCCGUACCCCUCCCUGUCCCCGGCUCAGCCCAGCUCGGAUGAGGAGGAGGGCGAGCGGCAGAGCCCCCCACUGGAGGUGUCUGACGGGGAGGCCGACGGCCUGGAGCCAGGGCCUGGCCUCCUGCACGGGGAGACAGGCAGCAAGAAGAAGAUCCGCCUGUACCAGUUCCUGCUGGACCUGCUGCGCAGUGGCGACAUGAAGGACAGCAUCUGGUGGGUGGACAAGGACAAGGGCACCUUCCAGUUCUCGUCCAAGCACAAGGAGGCGCUGGCGCACCGCUGGGGCAUCCAGAAGGGCAACCGCAAGAAGAUGACCUACCAGAAGAUGGCCCGCGCGCUUCGCAACUACGGCAAGACGGGCGAGGUCAAGAAAGUCAAGAAGAAGCUCACCUACCAGUUCAGUGGGGAGGUGCUGGGCCGCGGGGGCCUGGCCGAGCGGCGCCACCCGCCCCACUGAGCCCAGGCCCGAGCCCGCCGGGCCGCCAGGCCUCCCCUCUGGCCAUAGCAUUAACCCCCCGCCCGGCCGGACACAGGGGGGAAGCUCCCAGGGGCCAGGGGCAGGACUGGGGCGGGCCAGGCCUCGCCUCCCCGCCCACCCCCUCCUCCUCCAAGCCCCCGCCCGCACCCCUGCUUCGCCUCCCACCAGGACUCCAGCCCCGGCUCCAGAAGGCCACCUGGGCGUCUGGCCCCAGCAAGGGUCAGCUUGCUUAGUACCAGGGGUGCUUCCUUGGGAGUUCGAAGUCAUCAUAUUUGUGUAAAUUGAACCUUCCUCUUUAAGCAUCCCUUUCUCCCAACACCUCUCCCCCAUCAGCUUCCUCAGGAAUACCAGUUAUUAAAGUUAUUCUCAGUGAGUCCUCUUGCGGCACAGAGAGUCUCUUUUAAAAUUUUUUGUGCACCUUGUCUGCCCAGCCCCCAUCUGAUCUCUCUUUUUCUCAUCUGUCCAUCGGGCAUUUACCAAGGAUCCUACCCAAUGCUGGAUGCUGGGGACGUGAGAACAGAUGACACUUCGUGCCUGACUAGGAGUCAGAGCCGGUGGAAAGAACGAAUCCUCAGUGGUUCUUAGAGGAAUAAAUCAUUAAA